AUGGUGGAUGUGCAGUGUCUGAGUGACUGUGAACUGCACAAGCAACUGGAGAAGCUUGGAUUUUCAGCGGGCCCGAUACUGCCUUCCACCAGAAAAGCGUACGAGAAAAAGUUAGUGCAAUUGUUGGUCUCGCCUCCCUGUGAACAACCUGCCAUGAAGAGACCCAAAAAACUGCAUGGAUCUGACCACAGCGAUGGCAGCGAAGAUCCAGCGGUAAAUAUCAUUUUGAAAGGAAAUUUCAAUUUCUCGAAAGACAAAGGCAAGGAAUGCAAAAAUAGACGAGACGCUUCUAAUAAUAAAAGAAGAAUCCUAGACAUCUACUACCUGAGCCAGAAGCCCACAAAGGUGGUCAGGCAUGCUGCAAGACCAAACCCAAGGAUGGAGAAUGGCUGUGUCACCGAAGAGAACUGCUACCAGGGGAACCCGAGCCUGGAGAGCAGCUUCCCAUGCCAGAACCCCGAGAACAGCUUCCCAUGGAGCUUGAAGCUGGCCAUCUUUGGCAUUUUCAUCAUUGUGUUGUUUGUCUACAUAACUGUGGAAAAGAAGCCGCUCUUGCGUUAA
Chionomys nivalis (European snow vole) is the source of this 561-nucleotide messenger RNA. It is a transcript of the gene Lemd1, whose product is annotated as LEM domain containing 1. NCBI's taxonomy places the organism in Eukaryota, Metazoa, Chordata, Mammalia, Rodentia, Cricetidae. Bases 1 to 561 code for a protein of 186 amino acids. The transcript has 5 exons. The record is from RefSeq and is a predicted model, not a curated record.